Messenger RNA from Olea europaea var. sylvestris, 2619 nucleotides. Its product is annotated as phospholipid:diacylglycerol acyltransferase 1. The record is from RefSeq and is a predicted model, not a curated record. The coding region runs from base 160 to 2169 and encodes 669 amino acids. Gene Ontology annotation, cellular component: cytoplasm. Lineage: Eukaryota; Viridiplantae; Streptophyta; Magnoliopsida; Lamiales; Oleaceae. The transcript is spliced from 7 exons. Gene Ontology annotation, biological process: lipid metabolic process.
CAUUUAUUUGUCCAUUCCUGCUUCUUUUGACCACCCAAUCCCAAGCCUGUAAUAAAUUCAGCAGUUCCUCUACCAAUUCUCACCACCGUGCCUCCUCCAUCGUCCUCCACCCCACGACCGCAAUCCCAGAAAGAAAAGAACGAAAAAUUUAAAAAAUCAAUGUCUCUGCUUCGAAGGAGGAAAGUCCCAGAAAAUGAACGAACCCAGGUUCCAGAUCCGAACCCAGAUGGGAAUCAGAAGGACAAGAAGAUAAUUGACAAGAAAAUUGAGAUUCAAAAAUCCCAGAAGCAGCAGAGCAAGUGGAAUUGUGUUGACAGUUGCUGUUGGUUUAUUGGGUGCAUAUGCGUGGUGUGGUGGGUGCUAUUGUUUCUGUACAACAUGAUGCCUUCUUCGUUCCCGCAAUACAUGACGGAGGUGAUAACGGGGCCGAUGCCGGACCCGCCAGGCGUAAAGUUGCAGAAGGAGGGAUUGAAGGCCAAGCAUCCUGUGGUUUUUGUGCCGGGGAUUGUUACUGGUGGGCUUGAGCUCUGGGAGGGACACCAAUGUGCUGAUGGAUUGUUCCGUAAAAGGCUUUGGGGCGGGACAUUCGGGGAAGUUUACAAGAGGCCUUUAUGUUGGGUGGAGCAUAUGUCAUUAGACAACGAAACUGGUUUGGAUCCUCCUGGAAUAAGGGUCAGGCCUGUCAGUGGUCUUGUUGCUGCAGAUUAUUUUGCUCCUGGAUAUUUUGUCUGGGCAGUUCUAAUUGCUAAUCUUGCUCGGAUUGGGUACGAGGAAAAAACUAUGUAUAUGGCUUCAUAUGAUUGGAGACUCUCAUUCCAGAAUACGGAGGUGCGUGACCAGGCACUGAGCAGGAUAAAAAGUAAUAUAGAACUGAUGGUUGCUACAAAUGGCGGCAACAAGGCAGUUAUAAUUCCACAUUCAAUGGGUGUUUUGUACUUUUUGCAUUUCAUGAAGUGGGUGGAGGCCCCUGCUCCAAUGGGUGGAGGGGGAGGUCCAGAUUGGUGUGCUAAGCAUAUAAAGACGGUUGUGAACAUUGGGGGUCCGUUUUUAGGUGUUCCAAAAGCUGUCUCUGGGCUUUUCUCUGCCGAAGCAAGGGAUAUUGCUGUUGCAAGGGCUAUAGCUCCUGGAGUUCUGGAUAAGGAUUUAUUUCACAUUCAAACUUUACAGCACAUAAUGAAGAUGACUAGGACAUGGGAUUCAACCAUGUCAAUGAUACCAAAAGGUGGAGACACUAUUUGGGGUGGUCUUGAUUGGGCACCUGAGGAAGGCUAUGUUCUUAGCAAAAGGAGGCAAAGAAACAAUGGUACUAGUGAGGAUGAAGCAACUGAAUCUAAAGUAAAACAUGUCAAUUAUGGAAGAAUAAUAUCAUUUGGAAAAGAUGUGGCAAAGGCACAUUCUUCAGAGAUUGAGAGAAUCGACUUUCGGGAUGCUGUGAAGGGUAGCAAUGUUGCUAAUCACACAUGUCGUGAUGUAUGGACAGAGUAUCAUGACAUGGGUUUUGGUGGCAUCAAAGCUGUUGCGGAAUAUAAAACUUAUACAGCCGCAGAGAUCUUAGAUCUGCUACAGUUUGUUGCCCCUAAAAUGAUGGAACGUGGUAGUGCUCAUUUUUCAUAUGGGAUAGCUGACAAUUUGGAAGACCCGAAGUAUCAGCACUAUAAAUACUGGUCUAAUCCAUUGGAAACAACGUUGCCAAAUGCUCCUGACAUGGAAAUCUUCUCGAUGUACGGAGUUGGCGUCCCAACAGAAAGAGCUUAUGUUUACAGGCUGGCUCCAGCAGCAGAAUGCUAUAUUCCAUUUCAGAUCGAUACAUCAGCAGAUGACGAUGAUGAAGACAGUUGUUUAAAAGAUGGUGUUUUUACUAUUGACGGGGAUGAGACAGUGCCUGUUUUAAGUGCCGGCUUUAUGAGUGCAAAAGGGUGGCGUGGAAAAACAAGAUUCAAUCCUUCGGGAAUUCCAACAUACAUAAGGGAGUACGAUCAUGCUCCUCCAUCUAGUCUUCUUGAAGGUCGUGGCACUCAGAGCGGAGCCCAUGUUGAUAUAAUGGGAAACUUUGCACUAAUUGAAGACAUUAUGCGAAUUGCUGCUGGGGCUAAGGGAGAAGAGUUGGGAGGCGAUCUUGUGUACUCAGACAUCUUCAAAUGGUCUGAGAAGAUCGAGUUACCUCUAUAACUUGAGCCGGGUUCUGGAUAUCAGUAACGUGGGAUUUUAGCAUGCUGAUUUUUCUAGGUUCUUAUGCCCUCGUGGAUCUCAUCGACAGUAACAGUAUGAAAGGAAGAGGGGUUGUUGCAGUAUUGCAGUAUCUGAUGUGGCACCUUGUCAUGCACAUUGAAGCUUUUGCCAAGAACUGGAGGCCCGUGGGCGAAGAGUAAGGAGCGUAAAACAUAAUGUAAAUUUUUUCCUAUCUUGAAACCAACCAAAAACCGACCCUGUCUACCUCGGCCCUGAAAAAAAAUGUAGAAACAUUAUGAUUGUAAAUCAAUGAAAAUCAACUAAAUAUUUGUGUAAUUUACCAUUUCAUAUUGAAAUAGUGUUUGUAAUAGAUCAGCUUGGCAAUGUGUUGUAGUAACUGUUGUUACUUAGGACCAAAUAAAUGUGGAAACAUUAUGAUUGUUCUUCGUA